This is a messenger RNA of Diospyros lotus (date-plum), 1885 nucleotides long. Its product is annotated as casein kinase II subunit alpha-like. Gene Ontology annotation, molecular function: ATP binding; protein serine/threonine kinase activity. The coding region runs from base 137 to 1456 and encodes 439 amino acids. Gene Ontology annotation, biological process: protein phosphorylation. The record is from RefSeq and is a predicted model, not a curated record. Gene Ontology annotation, cellular component: nucleus; cytosol; protein kinase CK2 complex. NCBI's taxonomy places the organism in Eukaryota, Viridiplantae, Streptophyta, Magnoliopsida, Ericales, Ebenaceae. The transcript has 10 exons.
GGAGGAAGCAACCUCAGGAAAAGGGAAAACAAGAGAAAGAGGAAAAAGAAGAAAAAAGAAAAGCGAAAAAGGAAAGAGGGAUAAGGGUAAGAAGAAGCCGUCUCUGUCCGAUUCUGCUAUUAUUAUUUCCUCUUUGAUGGCCGUAAGGCCUCUGCGAUUCAUCGUCUCCAAUCCUAAUACCAAGCAAUUCUUCUCCUCUCUGUUCCCUUCAUCUUCUUUUCCUUCUCUGUCAUCGACCGUUUCCCAUCCAUCGCCAUCGCCGCCGCAUAUUUUCCUCCGCCGUCUCUCGUCGGCGACGACUCCGCUGCCUCGCUCGCAACAGAAGCAGAAACAGCGUUCAACGCCGCCACAAGCGGAGCCGAUAUCGCCGCCUUUGCACCACCGCCUGCAGCCGUCGCUGUCGCUGCCGGAAAACCUGGCGCAGAAGAUCGGUAAAUCCAUCCGCCGCUCUGGCGCCCCGUCGAAGGCCGGGGUUUACGCCGACGUCAAUGUGAUUCGUCCCAAGGACUACUGGGAUUACGAGUCUCUCACCGUCCAAUGGGGGGAGCAGGAUGACUAUGAAGUUGUGAGGAAGGUCGGCAGGGGGAAAUACAGCGAGGUUUUCGAGGGCGUUCAUGGCUCCCGUAACGAUAAAUGUAUUAUCAAGAUCCUUAAACCCGUCAAGAAAAAGAAGAUCAAGCGGGAAAUAAAAAUUCUACAGAACCUUUGUGGCGGGCCAAAUAUUAUUAAAUUGCUUGAUAUUGUUAGAGAUCAGCAAUCAAAGACCCCAAGUCUAAUAUUUGAAUAUGUGAAUAAUGCAGACUUUAAAGUGCUAUACCCCACACUUUCUGAUUUCGAUAUUCGAUAUUACAUAUAUGAACUUUUAAAGGCUUUAGAUUACUGCCACUCUCAAGGUAUCAUGCAUCGUGAUGUGAAGCCCCACAAUGUUAUGAUUGAUCAUGAGCAGCGUAAGCUUCGUCUUAUAGAUUGGGGCCUUGCAGAGUUCUAUCAUCCUGGGAAAGAGUAUAAUGUUCGUGUUGCUUCAAGAUACUUCAAAGGCCCUGAGCUUCUUGUUGAUUUGCAAGAUUAUGAUUACUCCUUGGACUUGUGGAGCCUUGGUUGUAUGUUUGCUGGGAUGAUAUUCCGCAAGGAGCCAUUUUUCUAUGGGCAUGAUAAUUACGAUCAGCUGGUGAAAAUUGCUAAGGUGCUUGGAACAGAUGAACUGAAUGCUUAUCUUAGCAAGUACCGGCUGGAGUUAGACCCACAUUUUGCUGCCCUUGUGGGGAAGCAUACCAGGAAACCAUGGACAAAGUUCAUUAAUUCCGACAAUCAACAUGUGGCUGUUCCAGAGGCAAUUGACUUCCUGGACAAGUUGCUCCGGUAUGACCAUCAAGAAAGACUGACUGCCAAAGAAGCAAUGGCUCAUCCUUACUUCAACCCAGUAAGAAACGCUGAAAGCAGCAGAAUUCUUGCCUAGUGGAUUGACCCUGGUCGAAAAAUAGCUUCUUGUGAUGGUCAAAAAAUGGCUUAACUAGCUCAGCUUUUCUCAGAAUCCGUUAUGCUUUUUGUCAUUCAACUGUAAGUUGAUCUCUGAUUGUGUUGUAGGCCUGCAUUUGUCAUGUCAUCGUGUCAAAAAUUUUGUGUCGUGUCUAGUGGGAGUGGGAAUCAUAUUGUCGGGAGCUGACUUAAGGUGAAAAUAUCAUUCCUUCUCCGAUUGUUCUAAUUUCUUGCGUUUAAUUGAGCAUAAAGAACAAACAUUUCUGGGAAAGCUUUCGGACAUGGUUCUGGAGAUAGAAACUAAUUUCUAGUUAAGUAUUUAGUUGUUGGCUGCCGCCGCAGCCGCAAGUUGGUUGUUUUGUGAACUUACCCAUAUUGAUAUUUUUCAAUACUGAAUCAUUGUAGCCAA